Molecule: messenger RNA, 357 nt
Organism: Trichophyton rubrum CBS 118892
Lineage: Eukaryota; Fungi; Ascomycota; Eurotiomycetes; Onygenales; Arthrodermataceae
Exons: 1
Coding region: 1-357 (118 amino acids)
Source: RefSeq, a predicted model, not a curated record
AUGUCUGCUCCGUAUAUGUUCGACCACAUCUCUGACUUACUAUCCCACCAUGGCUGGUCAGAGAAGUCGGAGAAUAGCGCGGGGCCAUUUGACAGCCACUGGCUCCAGGUCCGGUUUGCAAAGGCUUCCGGUUCCCAGGACGAUAAGGGUGAAUGUUUGGUAGUCAACAGGUACAGUUCAUCGAUAAAUAAGGCUACCUUGGUAUUGAGAGCAGCAAGCCGGAACAAGAUGAGCUCUAUACCCAAGUACGUAGCGACUCAAUCGGCUAUUCGAUGCGGCUGUCAAGAAUAUGGCGUAUUGAAUGUUAUCAUCAGUAUUGAAGAUGGUGUACAUGAAGGGUUUCAAAUAUUUCUAUGA